Aspergillus thermomutatus is the source of this 1068-nucleotide messenger RNA. RefSeq lists its product as uncharacterized. The record is from RefSeq and is a predicted model, not a curated record. NCBI's taxonomy places the organism in Eukaryota, Fungi, Ascomycota, Eurotiomycetes, Eurotiales, Aspergillaceae. The transcript has 2 exons. Bases 1 to 1068 code for a protein of 355 amino acids.
AUGCCCCGUCCAGUUGUGAACUACCAUAACGAUCUGUCCCGCCUUCAUCAGAGGUUUGGGCUCACUCGUCGCCCUUCUCUUGCUUCGAUUAACGGCCUCUCAGUUGGUCAAGCCAUGCUGCUUCGCACCCUGCUCCUCUCUCUCGUGAACCGUACCCGUCACUCGCACGAUUACCGCAUCUCCGCUGCAACCCAGUUGGAAGUCCUUGCUCUUAUCGACCAGCUAAAGCGCCGCAUCAAUGAAGCCAAUGCCAUUGCUCUGUUCGCCGCCUUCGGUCUGCCUCAUAGCGCGGACGCGACUCAUCUUGCUGCCCUGGAUCUGAUCUCUCUGGAGACCUUCCAUGAUGGCCUUGUUGUUCUCCGCGAGGGAGCGCUCCCAGACCGCCACCUCCUGAACGCCGGUUUCCUUGCAGACCUUCAGCGCGUUUGGGAGGCUUCCUUGACCCUGCUUGAUGCCGAAGGCUCUGUGGUCCCGGCUAAUUGUAUUAAGGUCCAUGACGAGGAUUUUGACAAGGGGCCUUGCAGCACAUUUAGGAUCCGAGAAGCGCUUAACAUCAUGUCUUACGUGAAUCCACUGGCACUCUCUUCCGAUGAAAAGAACAUGCUCUUCAGAGACGCCACCGCCACGCUCUUCAUCGACAUUAAUAAGACGUCGGACUUCUUGUUUGAAUCUCUCGGGCCCUCCGAUGCCGAUGUACCGUACGCCAAAGCUAAAGUCAAAGUGCCUGAAGACAGCCGGUUCAGCAGCAAUUGGGGAGUUAUCGAAUUACUACUUUAUAAGAUCUUUUCCAGAAUCAGCGGAGACGGCAAGAUCUGCAACGCGAAUACAUACUUUCGGAAUGGUCAAGACGGCGUCAGACCCGGGGCAGUACUAAUCCUUGAGGCUCACCGUGUCGGAGAAAGUCUGUUAGAAGCUCAGAUAUCUUAUGCUGAGGGGUCACUGAUCGCUACUGCAUCAGCUAUAUACAGGCCAAUCCAGGUCGAAGGGAAAUGCCUAGCUGCACCUAUUGAUUUCGGUACAACAAAUGCCAAACAGGCUGCAUCUCCAGGUGUGCCUGAGCUCGCCUGA